AUGGAGAUGAUUGCAGCGAUGAUCUGCUCCUUGAACCCAGGCUGGAGCGCAAGCGCGAUUGGACGCCAGUGGCUUGCGACGCGUCUUCUGGCUGGAUACCGACAGUCGAGCUUCGUAUCUGUUGGCACCAGUUCCACACCAGCCCCGCAAGCUCAGGGACUCACCUGGUUCUACGUGCACCCCGGAGAGUCGUGGCUCACCAUCGCAGGACAGGACUGCCAGUCUCCAGACCAGAGUGGGCAACGAAAUCCGUUGGUCACUCCCGAAUCCGAGCUCGAAAUGCCAGUGGAGCGAGCUAUGGCUACACCGGUUCUGUUCACCUCCGGCGCUUUGCCGCUCGAGCUCGACCUUGCUGAUGCUCGUGGUGACGCAUCGGAGGUGAGGCCGUCGGCAGUGGUGGCAAGUGAGGUCAAGGCGAAGCCUGCUGCGGCACACCUUGCGCCGGAGCGUCUAGAGCGUAUGAGACUUUUCAAGGAGCUCACGUUCGUCACUACGUGCAAGGCUGUCGGCAACGUUGAGCUUUCUGAUCCAGAAUCCACGGAGGAGCGCCGAUGCAUCGCUAUGUGCCGCAUACAGGCACCUCCCGCCUACACCCUAAUGAUGGAGUACCAAGACAAUGCUCUCAAGAUCCGCGCGUUGCAAGAGGCGUUGGAGCAGCAACAGCGGAAGGCGGACUCAGAAGUUCCGACGUGUAGCUGCUUACCCUGUUUGCCGCUCUUGGGCCGUGCGCUGCAGAAAUGGUAG
Molecule: messenger RNA, 744 nt
Organism: Symbiodinium natans
Lineage: Eukaryota; Dinophyceae; Suessiales; Symbiodiniaceae
Source: the annotation of a GenBank genome assembly